Molecule: messenger RNA, 2643 nt
Organism: Triticum aestivum (bread wheat)
Lineage: Eukaryota; Viridiplantae; Streptophyta; Magnoliopsida; Poales; Poaceae
Exons: 1
Coding region: 134-1783 (549 amino acids)
Molecular function (GO): protein binding
Source: RefSeq, a predicted model, not a curated record
UCCGCAUAGAGGCGCUCAAUUCCCCCAAAUCCCCCAACCCCCCUUCUCGCCGGCGGUGCCUACUCCGAUCCCGGGCUGAGUUUCUCCGGCCACCGCCGCCCUCAUCCCCGUACCCAAGGAGGUUCCGGCGUCGAUGCGGACUCGCGUAUCCAGUCGCAGCCGCGGGCCACCACCACGCGCCUGCACUGCAUCUACUCAUCGUCGCCCGGCGGAAGCGAGCUUCACCGUGGCCAGGAGGCGUCGCGCGGACCGUCUCCUGCGCCGGCAGCCGCGGAAGCAGGCAGAUCCCGGCGAGGACCGUGUCAGCGCCCUCCCCGACGACCUCCUCCUCCUCGUCCUGCGUCGCCUCGACACCCGCGCGGCGCUCGGCGCCGGGCUGCUCUCCAAGCGCUGGGCUGGCCUCCCCCGCGAGCUCCCCGCCCUCGACCUCAGGGUCAGCGACGUACUCCCGCCGCGCUACCGGCGGUGGCUCCUCCGCUACCGUGACAUCUUCAGCAGCGGAACCUUUGUGAUGUACAGGCAUCGCCUCGCGCAUCACGAGUUCGUGCCCGGCAUGACGAGGUACGAGCGCCGCGCCAUGCGCGCCUUCACCAGCUCCGUCGAGGGCCUCCUGGCCGCCCGAGCUCGCCGGAGGGUCAGCAGCCUCAGGGUCGAGUUCUUCAUCACGCGCAACACCGGCUGCGUCAACCGGCUGAUUUCCCAGGCCAUGGAUGCUUGGGGUGUCAACGACCUCGAGGUCAUCGCCCGGCCGACAUUCCGGCAGCAGACCGUGCACGCCUUCCCUGGCCAUGGCCUCUGCUCCUCGCCCCGGUUGUCACGCCUGCAAAACCUCAAGCUUGGGGGCUGUGUCAUCCCGCAUCUGCUGCAUGAGUACCACGCGCUCACUAGGCUCGUCCUGCAAGACGUUGCCGAGUCACCCCCGGCCGCCUACGAGGGCGUCUUCGCCUCGUGCCCGCAGCUGCAGGUGGUGCACCUCAACUCCUGUCUCUGCGGCGGCAGGGACAUGGUCAUGGUUGUGGAUGCCCCCAGCUCGCAGAUCAGGGAGUUCGUCGUGGACAAGUGUGAAAUAGGAUCAAUAUGGUUGAGGGAUCUUCCCAAUCUGGAGCGUCUGGCCUCCCUGGGCACACACCUGUUCUUUGAGUCCGCCGCAUUCCCUUGCCUAAGGCAAUGGAGCCUCGCCCGCCGCCACGGUGUCUCCUUGGAUGGGUUUCGACAACACUUUCGGCAGCACCUGGAGCUUGACUUGUUUCUUGAAGACACCCCGGACAUUACCGACCUGAUCAUCCGGUUCACGGGGCCCGACAGAUGGAUCGUGCCAUCUAUCUCACCAUCCGUCUUAGUACCUAACCUGAGGCGGCUGUUGGUCGCCGAUGUGCCUUCGUCCUGGGACGUCUCUUGGCCCCGUCUUCUCUUUGAGACGGCGCCUUCCCUCGAGAGUUUUCACAUCCACAUUGCCUCUUGCAUGGAGGAGCCCACUCCCAGUGAAGAAAUACCCUGGUGUCCGACAAAGUUUCGGCAGCAUCGCUUGAAGGAGUUUGUGAUGGCUGGUUUUGAGGCAACAGAAAGGCAGAUUUACCUUGUCAAGUUUGUCAUGGCCGUAUGCACGGCGUUGCGUCAUGUCAGCAUGUUCAAGAAUGGGCAUGCUCGGGACAAGGGGCACUGGGAAUGGGAGAUGGUGACACAGCAACACUCAUGGACUGAGGAGGAAAAGGACGACACGCUCAAGCAGAUUAUGGGCACGGCAUCUUCAACGGCAGCUCCGGUUCAACUGGUUUUAGGCUGAUCAUCGUGUGUUUGUGCCUGUCUUAUGAUCCUCUCAUAAUGUAUUCCACAUCUCUGUUUUACUCGAUGUGAUUUAUAAUAUAUUACUCAAUAAUGUUUUUGUUUGUUUUUCUGUGCUAAGCAGUGUGUGUGCAUUUUUCAAUGGAACCCGAUCCAAUUUGUCUGCUGAAUUUUCCAUAUGUGCAGGCUUUUAUAGUAAUUUGUCUUGAAAAGAUUGAUUAUACGAGCUGUGACAAGGGAAAACGUCAUGGCAUAAUGCCUGUCGCUAUUUCCACGUCAUCCCCCAAAUUUGAAGUACCUUCACAAAAUCCUGCUUAUGACUAAACUACCCAUUUACUGUGAAAAAUGAAGAAGAAACUAGCCAGUGGCAAAAGCAUCAGGAGGCCAAAACAGCUAUGCUGUUUGGAUAUAUAAUCUGCUGCUAACUUUAUCUGUAUACUAGGUGGUUAGGCAGCUGUUACAUAUAUGUUCGUUUACUUUGUUUUGAAUAAAUAUUGUGUGUGUGUUUUUCUACUUUUCCAACUUAUGAUGCAUAUGGAGGUACUUUUGUGAUCACCUCGUGUUUUUUACUUUCUACAUAUAUGCGUGUUUGUUUGCUGUUGGUAACUUGAUACUAUAUGCACUAGUACGUAGCAUUUAUUUAAUCUGCUUAUUAUUAUGCGACCACCUCUCUUAAUGGUUAGUAAGUACUGUACUAAGCUGUAAGCCUGUUAUUCACAUGCAGUGUUCAACUCCGUUACGUAACCGCCUUCCUGCAGAGAGAGAGGGAGGGAGGGAGGGCAUGCCAGCGUGGCGUGGCGUGGCGUACUUGCAUAAGUACACCGCCUUCCUGCAGAGAGACUUGGUUCGUCCCCGGCAACG